Adineta ricciae is the source of this 642-nucleotide messenger RNA. NCBI's taxonomy places the organism in Eukaryota, Metazoa, Rotifera, Eurotatoria, Adinetida, Adinetidae. The record is from the annotation of a GenBank genome assembly.
AUGGCUGAACAUGUCGAUAGUAGUCGUCUCAACAAGGACCUUCGCUAUCGUUUCGAAUAUCUUUCCAAAUUUCUCAACUUCACAUCGGCUGAUAUCACAGCGCUCAAUACAUUCGCAACUAUCAUACUGCCACUCAUUCCGGUCAUCGUUGAUUCUGUCUAUCGAAAACUAUUCUCAUUCGACAUAACCAAGCAACAUUUUCUCAUCAGCAGCGAAAGUACCCUACCAAAACGCACCACGUCUGUAACAUUAGAAUCUGCACAAAUGAGUUUUCGGAAAGAUAUGUUAAGUAAGUAUCUCAAGCGUGUAUUAACCCAACGUGAAUGGAACGAUACAUUUUUGCAAUAUCUUUCUCAAGUCGGACGAAUGCACACCAAUCAGACUGGCUCAACAUCGAUCAAUGUUGAUUAUAUCCAUAUCAAUGCUCUACUUGGUUAUGUAGAACAGCUAUUAAUCGAUGUUCUGUGUAAGAACGAUAGUAUCAUGGAAGGUAGUAAAUGUGGAAUUUUAACGGCCAUUAACAAAUUAUUUUGGAUACAAAAUGACUUUUUCACUAUGCACUAUUUUAAAUCAUUAACUAAAAGUUCCAGCUUGAUUGAAACGCCAACUUUAGGGAAAAAAUCGAAAUGCUGUUGGAUAUGA